GCUCGUGCAACGUGGAUUUGUAGAAGGUAUUUAAAAUCUGAUGCUUGCUUUUGAGCAGUGCUUCCCCUGUCCGAACAUCGAAGCUCUUUCCCACAGAAAGCGCCGUUUUUCUUUUCAUCAGCUCUCUCUUGCGUUUUGGCGAUAAAGCCGUGACUUGAACGCUUCUCUUCGUCGGGAAAAAGAGGAAAACAAUUGGCACAGAUGAAGCAACACGCGCGUGAGCGGGCGUGGAAGGCCGCGCCGCUGCCGGCGUCCUUCCACGCCGCCCUCGAGUCCGGCAACUGGCAGCGCGCCCUUCACCUCUACCAACGCCACCCUUACCACACGCCCCCGGCCGACACCUUUGACCUGUUGAAGUCGAUCAUGCACUACACUGGGGUCGGCGUUGAGGACGUGAAGGCGCGCUUCAACGAGAAGGUGCGCCUCUCCGCCGCCCUGCAGCGGACCAAAGCGGAGGACGUGGAGUGGUCCCUCUUUUGGGAGGCGCUAAACAAAGGCGACGGGGCCACCAUCAGUGCCGCCUUCAGGGGCGCUCGUGUGACGACGCCGGUGGCGCAGGUGAGCAUGGCGGAGGCGUGUGCGGUGCUGCUGCAGGCCGCUGGGGCUGAGUGGGAGGAAAAGCUUGUCAACAGCGUCCCUUUUGUCACUGUGACGCGCUGCAACCUCCUUGAGAUUGCCUUGCUGCAGAAGCGGCCGGAUGUGGCGGUGGAGAUGCUGCGCAAUACGCGGAUGUCGCGGGCGGAGCUGAUCGCGCUGUGGCCCCUUAUAUCGCAAUGCACGUGGGAGCAAGUGCUGGACAUGAUCUCCGCCUGCCCCAAGAAGGCUGUGCCCUAUCACGAGGCUUUACCGUUUAUUCUCAAGCAGGGCUGCAGUCUGCAGAAGCUGUCGGAGCACUUGGAACAGGCCCGCGUCCUGGGCGACGCGGACGUCGUUGCCCCGCUGCUGUCGUACGCCGUGGACGUGGGGGAUUGGUCCUACGUGGACCGCUGCGUGGGUCAUUUGGUGGACAUCGGCAAAAUCACGGCGUCCGCCCGCGACGCUUUUGACCACCUGUGUAACCUGCACGGUGCGCAGCAGGUGUGCCGCCGCUUAGCGGAGCACCACGUCGAACUUGCCGACAUGACUAUCGAAGACUUGGAGUCGCUCAUGUUCUGA
Molecule: messenger RNA, 1155 nt
Organism: Leptomonas pyrrhocoris
Lineage: Eukaryota; Euglenozoa; Kinetoplastea; Trypanosomatida; Trypanosomatidae
Exons: 1
Coding region: 202-1155 (317 amino acids)
Source: RefSeq, a predicted model, not a curated record